Messenger RNA from Nicotiana attenuata, 3296 nucleotides. RefSeq lists its product as uncharacterized. Gene Ontology annotation, molecular function: lipid binding. The coding region runs from base 328 to 2823 and encodes 831 amino acids. The record is from RefSeq and is a predicted model, not a curated record. The transcript is spliced from 7 exons. Gene Ontology annotation, cellular component: endoplasmic reticulum. Lineage: Eukaryota; Viridiplantae; Streptophyta; Magnoliopsida; Solanales; Solanaceae.
AUGUCUGUUUCAACAGUAGACUAUUUUAUUUUUAUUUUUAUUUUUAUGACUUAGGAAAAUACCUCAAUUAGAUCGCAAAAAAGAACUUCACAAGAAGCGUUUGAGUCAGAAGUUGGUCAGCCACUUUGCUGAAAUGUGCCAUAACACAGUACUUUUAUCCGCGAAUUCCGUCGUUCAUUCGUAAUUAAUUACGGGUGGCCUAUAUUCUCUUUUUCUCUCAAAUCCACUCUUCAUCUUGGUCAAAAAUAUUUCUGCAAAAAUGGAUUUGUGACAGAGCGUAAUCUUAGUGCUUGUUCAUUUUGGAAAAAUUAGGAAAAAGAAAAAGAAAUGUUGCUGCUCUUUAUAGUGUUUGUUCUGGGAGCUGUAACGGUCCUUGCAGUGGAAGCUGUGGGAGUGGUGCUUUUGAUUCGCUGGUUGAACCGUAAAGUGGCUCGUGAAGUGGAUAAAGCAAAACCGGACGGCUCGCUAUCUUCUCUUGAGGACUUCGAUUUCUCUCUGCACCAAAAACAGGGGAUAGUCUGGAUUCUAGAAUCUGAAAGAAUACCAAAGGCUUUUCCUGUGGAUAAAACUUUGAAGCAGCAAAAGGCCAAGAAAGAGAUCUUAGAGGUUACACCUACUCAGAAAUUUGCCCAAAUCAAGGAUCAUUAUCUCGUCCUAACAGAGUCAGAUGGUUCCCAUGUAGAAAUUUUACUCAAAGGUUGCAUUAUAGCAGCUGUUUCUGCUUCAAGCUUGUCCUCUAGAAAAUGGGCAAAAAGAUAUCCUAUUAAAAUAGAGAGCAGAGCAUCAACUUUAUAUGAAGGAAGUAGAAUACUUUACAUUUAUCUUGAGACAUGCUGGGAGAAGGAAGCAUGGUGCAAAUCCCUUCGUCUUGCAUCCUGCGAGGACAAAGAAAAACUAAAGUGGUUUGCCAAGUUGAACAUAGAGUUUCAAAAUUACCUGAUGUCAUUAAAUGCAGGAUAUCCUUCAUUUAUGAAACCACAUUCAAGCAUUGGUGUUGAUUUAGGUGAUAAAUCAAGUAAGUUUGAUGGUUCCUCAUCAAAAGUUCGGCAAUUUUUGAAAAAGCUUGGCAAGAAAGCUUCUAAGAGUGCUCCGGAAAAUAAGGGAACCUUCAUUUCAACAUCAGACCAUGAAGAAAGGAAGAUAAGUGAGAGAGUUCAUUCCUUCCAAGACCUUGCUUUUGCUGGUGGUGGUGUUAAAUCGGCUCCAACACGCAAGCCUCUUGAUUUUUCUACUAAGGAUGUUGUAGUGCCUUCUACUGGAUCAGGAAGCCGGAGUCAAAUAUCUGUUACUUCUGAUGCAGAUUCUGAUGACAGGGUUUUCGGUGAUGAAGGAACCCUUUGUUGGAAUUUGUUAAUAUCCCGUUUGUUUUUUGAUGCCAAAAGAAAUGACCAGAUGAGAACCUCUUUGCAAGCCAGGAUUCAGAGAACGCUGUCCGAUAUACGAAUUCCCAGUUACAUAGGUGAAGUGACCUGUACUGCCGUUAAUAUUGGUAACCUUCCUCCCUACAUACGUGCAAUGAGGGUUCUUCCCUCAGACAUGAAUGAGUUUUGGGCCUUCGAAAUUGAUCUUCAGUAUUCUGGUGGUGCAAUCUUGGAUGUCGAGACAAGGGUUGCAGUUCAGGACCUUGAUUUUCCUGAAGGGGACGAAUCAGAUGUAGAUUCCGCUGCCAGUCAUGAUGCCAAACCAGAUUUACUAGAAGGAUUUGAGCAGUGUGGAAAAGGAAAACAUUCUGAAGAGAAUGUUAAUAAGAUUGACCAAACCAACGAAGGUGAAUUUUCAGAUGGGAUGAGAAGCUCGAAUAUCAUUCCAAGUGAGUCACCUCAAGUGUCUAGGUGGAAGUCCAUCUUUAAUUCUGUUGCCAAACAGGUUUCACAGGUUUCACUCUCACUGGGGAUUAGGGUUGCAUCCAUUCAAGGAACUAUGAGGCUAUACAUAAAGCCGCCACCUUCAGAUCAAAUAUGGUUCGGAUUCACAUCAAUGCCCGAUAUAGAUUUCCAUUUGGACUCUUUUGUUGGGGAGCAUAAGAUCUCAAGCGCGCAUCUUUCUUCGUUCCUGAUCAAUCGAUUUAAGGUUGCUAUUCGUGAAACACUGGUACUUCCAAACUGUGAAAGUGUAUGCAUCCCCUGCAUGUUGGCGGAAAAGGAUGACUGGGUCCCCCGACAAGUUGCUCCAUUUAUAUGGAUUAAUCGAGAAACUGCAGGUAAUAAUGCCAACAGACAAGAAGCACCCAGCUCCCAACCUGGGGAUGCAACACGAUUCACUGAAGUUGAUAGGGGAGGCACCAGUGGUAAUGCUGAAAGCAAAAGUGAAAAUCCAGGAAGAACAGGAUGGGCUAAUCAACAAAGCAAGUCAUUGGAUCCACAGGCAUUAUUAUCAGUUCCUACGCUUAGUCCAGAUACAGGAAGUACCACUAGCAAUGCCGAAGGCAAACAAGAAAAGCCAAGAAAAGUUGGAUGGUCUGCAUUGCAAAGCAAGUCAUUGGAUCCACGUGCAUCCUUAUCAGUUCCUAUAGCGCAGCCUAGUACAAGUAACCAGGAUUCAGAAGAACUGAAAGCCCCGUUAAUGAAGCAUGAGGAACAGCAAGUGGGUCACCUCAGGAGCACAGAGGAGAACAUAGAAUGCAAGUCACCUUCUCGACAACUGGUACUACUUGAAGAAAAAAAUCAAAUUACUGGAGAAGAUGAUACAAAGUCUACAAGAAUAGGGAGAAGGGCUAGGAUGCUUGGUUUGGGGAAAAAAAUGGGGGAGAAACUUGAAGAGAGGGCACGUCACAUAGAAGAGAAGGGGAGAAAUUUAGUUGAGAGAAUGAGGGGACAACAGUGAAAAAAGGAAUAUUGUAAAUUUGCAGCUUCACCAAUGCAGUUUGUUUAAUAAGGCAAGUCCCCAGUGUAUCUUGUUAUCGAUUAAUGGCUGUUUCAUUUGUGCUUUAACGUUUAUGCAAACACAUUUUUGCACACGUUUCAGUCACACAGGUGCUGUAAACUGGCAACCAUGUAAAGGAACAAAUUAAAUAUAAGUCUUCGUGCUUUGAGUCGUCGUCCGAUGGUUCAUCUUUAGUUGCCAUGAGGAAGAGCAGCUUGAGUUAUGAAGCCCAUCAGGUUCAGUUCAAGGACUAAACAAGCUUUGUUCGUUAGUUAUGGAGAUGUAAGAAGAAAAAUAGCUCUACGUUGAUUGUAUAAACUCAAGUGAUUAUUUUGGUCAUUUUUUCAUCGGGUUGCUGUUAAAUUGAGAGAUGUUGUCAUCACAGAAAAUCACUUGAUUCGAUUUAUUGAAAUUCAGAAGCUGAAAUUUAUUUA